UUGACGACAAACGUUUCAAUAAUUCGGAAGUUCAUUGAAAAUUAAUAAUCGCUGAGAAUGGAACGGGUAAUACUGGAAAAAACAUAAACUCAGAAAUGGCUUAUGGCAUAGAUGCGUUUUCUUUCCUCAACAGGAAGUUCAAAGUAUUCAUUUUGCUCAUUUUUGGAACAAUUUUAGUCGUAAGCUGGGCAACAGUGAAUCGUAACAGAAGUGUUGUUGCAAAUGAGGCAAGGAUAUCCCAAAGAGUUCUUGAGGAUUUGAAAGAAAAUUUACAAAAAUAUAAUAUAGAGACAUUUGAUGAAAAAUUGAAGCCACUUGAGUUAAGAAUUACCAAUUUGGAAAACAAGGAAAGAAAAUAUCCUCCAGUAAAAUAUUUAUCUGAAAAAGAUCGCAAGAGAAUAUUAGUGACAGGUGGGGCAGGAUUCGUUGGAUCUCAUCUGGUUGAUGCUUUACUUAUGGCUGGCCAUGAGGUCACUGUUGUAGAUAAUUUUUUCACAGGAAGAAAACGAAAUAUUGAGCAUUGGAUUGGACAUGAAAAUUUUGAACUCUUAAAUCACGAUAUUGUGGAACCAGUUUUAUUAGAAGUUGACCAGAUUUAUCAUCUGGCAUCACCAGCAUCACCUCCUAACUAUAUGUACAAUCCCAUUAAGACAAUAAAGACAAAUACCUUGGGAACUCUUAAUAUGCUUGGUCUGGCUAAGAGAGUACAUGCAAGGCUUUUAUUGGCUUCAACAUCAGAGGUGUACGGAGAUCCAGAGGAACAUCCCCAGCGAGAGGAGUACUGGGGCCAUGUCAAUCCGAUUGGACCUCGAGCGUGUUACGACGAAGGCAAACGUGUUGCUGAGACAAUGUGUUAUGCAUACGCCAAACAGGACCAUGUUGAAGUGCGUGUGGCCAGAAUAUUCAACACAUUUGGACCCAGAAUGCACAUGAAUGACGGUCGUGUUGUUAGUAACUUCAUCAUGCAAGCUUUAGAAGGGAAGCCACUAACGGUUUACGGAAGUGGAAAGCAAACAAGGUCGUUUCAGUAUAUCAGUGAUUUGGUCAAUGGAUUAAUUCUUCUGAUGAACAGUGAUUUCUCCCAACCAGUCAACAUAGGAAAUCCAGUGGAAUACACAAUAAUGGAGUUUGCGGAAAUGAUUAGUGCAACCGUUGGUGGCAAAACAAUGAUCUCGAACGUUGCAAAGAUGGAAGACGAUCCUCAGAGACGUAAACCAGAUAUAUCUCGCGCCAGGAAAUACCUUGGCUGGGAGCCAAAGGUGCCUUUGCUAGUCGGCCUCAAUCGAACAAUUGCAUAUUUUAAAAAAGAGCUGGACAAAUCCAAGAAAUCCAAGUUAAUCGACCUGUAGCGACUCAAGAAGAUUUUGUGUAUUAUUAACGCAAAAGGAGUGUCUUGCUAUUGAAUUCAGCCCAGAAAUAAGCCAACUACGACGUGAUAAGAAAGUUAACCACGCAAAGAGAGACUUUCAUUAGUUCAGCCGACACACUUUUUUGAAGGACAGCUCAAAUUGUAGGAGGAGCAUUUUACGAAUUUUUGUUUGACAACAUCACAUAGAACAAAUGAUGAAACAGUAACCUCUAGGCCUUGUGAUUUACAAAUCAAAACACUAAAUAGAGGAAGAUACGAAAAACGCAUGCGCUUUUUGGUUUUGAAAGAAUGAAUGAAAAAGUUUGCUUUCGUAUUUGUUUUGUACAUCAUACAUGAAUUUUCAUUAUUUAUUAAUUUAUUUAAUAGUUUUUUAAAUUUUACAAGUGAUCUUAAGUUGGCUUGGUGUAGCGCUGAGUAGCUUCGUUUUCUUUUCAGUAAUAGUUUAACCCAGUCUCCUUCACAGCCGUUUUUUAGACUAUUUUGAACUCUCACCAUCCACACAACUGAGAACAUUUUCCUGUGCUUAACGUGCACUACAUGUUUCUGGGUUCCAAUUUUCUACACCGGUUUCCUUUUGUUUUUCGAUUCGUUGUGGAAUCUGUACUAUAAUCAAUUCGUAAAGCUGCGCCCAGGUCGCCGCUGUUUUUUUGUAACCUGAAAACUAUAAAAUAAAUUCGUAUGUCGUAAGG
Molecule: messenger RNA, 2058 nt
Organism: Pocillopora verrucosa
Lineage: Eukaryota; Metazoa; Cnidaria; Anthozoa; Scleractinia; Pocilloporidae
Product: UDP-glucuronic acid decarboxylase 1
Biological process (GO): D-xylose metabolic process
Cellular component (GO): cytoplasm
Molecular function (GO): UDP-glucuronate decarboxylase activity; NAD+ binding
Source: RefSeq, a predicted model, not a curated record